Stegodyphus dumicola is the source of this 2266-nucleotide messenger RNA. RefSeq lists its product as uncharacterized. NCBI's taxonomy places the organism in Eukaryota, Metazoa, Arthropoda, Arachnida, Araneae, Eresidae. Gene Ontology annotation, biological process: synaptonemal complex assembly; meiotic DNA repair synthesis; chiasma assembly. The record is from RefSeq and is a predicted model, not a curated record. Gene Ontology annotation, cellular component: synaptonemal complex; central element; male germ cell nucleus. Gene Ontology annotation, molecular function: double-stranded DNA binding.
GUUUGCGCGUAUUCAGGGUGGAACAUUUAAAUUCUAUAGCUGACGCAUUUCCAAUAUACGUCUUAAAAUGUAGUUUACGUUUUUAGAAAUAAAGUUAGGAAAUUUUAUAUUUCAGUUAUUUCAAUGAAAAAUGCCUUUACCAAAUGUUAAAACAACUUACGUUCGGCCUAUUUGUGGAUAUACUGAAGAUCAUAAUGUAUUCACGGAAUUAUCUUCACCGCAGUUUGAUUUGGCAGGAAACACUGUCACUGAUGGUUAUUAUGACAGAGCCAAUCAAUCUCUGACACCUAUAUGUGAAGCCAAGCAAAAAUAUGUUGAUAAAUUAAAUUUAGAACAUAUAAGCUUAUUUUCUAAAGUAGAGCAAAUUGAAAAAUUGAUGACUUGUAUGCAGCUGGAUUCCAAACAGAAGAACAAAAGAAUAGAUGAUCUUAACCAAACAAUAGAUUCACAGAGAAAGGUUGUAUUAGGUCUUCAGCUGGAUAAUGAAAAUUUAAGUCUUCAGCUGAAUGAAGAGAUGCAACAAAGAAGUCUAGUCAUGGAAAAGUUCCUUUCUGCUAAGGAAUUUUAUUCUGGUUUGAAAAGACAUUCUAAUAUUUUAAGGGAACAUUUUGAACGUCGUGAUAAAAUAGAAGAAAUAUUUAAAACUGCAGAUUCACAGAGGUUGCAAAUGAUUGAGGAUAUUAGGAAUAAAUACAGUGACCUCUGCAUGGAGCAGUCUGAGAAAAUAAGUUAUUUACAUAAUUCUUUGGCAUCUGAGACAAAUAAAGCAAUAGAUUUAAAAGAGGCCUUUGAGCAACAACUUGUAGAUUUUGAAAAUCAGCGGGAAUCUUUUCUCAACAUGCUUAGAAGUGUUGAAAGUGAGAAGAGCAAACUUUCUCAAGAACUUCAAGAAUUUAGAAAAGUUUCAGAAACUUUGACAAAAGAAAAAGCGGAAUUGGAAACAACCAUUUUACGGUUAGAAAAGCUAUAUGAAGAAAAUUUAUGCAAGAUGAAAGAUUUGGAGAGUAAACUGGUAGAUGCAGAGAAUGAUAAACGUGAUAUAGAACAGAGCUAUUUAUCACAGUCUUUAAAAGUUAAAGAACUGAUGAGUAAAUGUGAAGAAUUUGAAGGAACUUCAAAACAUCAAAAAAUACAAUAUGAAGAUAAUAUUUCUGAGAUGAAUGUAACCAUUUCAAAGUUAGAUAAUGAAUUACGUGGGCUAAAAGAAAAGUUAUUAAAGGAAGACAUGAACAAGAAAAAUUUGGAAUGUGCUCUUCAGCAUGUAAAAAAUGAAAAAAAUGAUCUUUCACAGUACAUUUCUGAAGUUGAAAAGGAAUUGAGAUUACAGGAAGGCUUAAAGAGUGAAAUUGAACAAUUGAAAGAAACUAUCAAUAUGUUAACAGAAGAGAAAAAAUAUCUUAAUUCAGCCCUGGAAGAUACUAAAAAAGAACUUUUGCAAAAUCAGUCUGAAAAAGAAUAUUUGUCUAAACUUCAUUCAGAAAAAGAAGAAAAACUUUACAAAAUAUCACAGGAGUAUGAAAUAAUGGUACAUGAUUCUCAAAAAUUGAUUCAUUCCAAUAAAGAAUUUAAAGAAAUGUUAUCAAAAAUGAAAAUUCUUGAAGAAGAUUUAAAAGCUAAAAAAGAAGCUAAUGAGAAAAUGUUGUCAAAAAUGAAAGUUCUUGAAGAAAAUUUAGAAACUGAAAAAGAAACUAUUGAGAAAAUGCAGUCAAAAAUAAAAAUUCUUGAAAAAGAUUUAGAAGCUGAAAAAGAAACUAAUGAGAAAAUACUGUCAAAAAUAAAAAUUCUUGAAAAAGAUUUAGAAUCUAAAAAGGAACUUAUUCUGGUUAAUGAGAAAAUGAUGUCAAAAAUAAAAAUUCUCGAAGAAGAGCUAGGAUCUAAAGAAGAACUUCUUCUAGUUAAUGAGAAACUGAUGUCAAAGAUAAAGACUCUUGAAGAAGAAUUGGAAUCUAAAAAAGAAUUUGUUCUAUCUAAUGAGAAAAUGCUGUCAGAAAUGAAAAUUCUUGAAAAAGAAUUAGAUGCUAAAAAAGAAAUCAUUAUAUCUAAUGAAAAAACUAUAUCACAUUUACAGACUACUGUAGACGAAAAUGAGAUAAUAUUGGGCCGAUUAAGGUAUGAGAAUAUUGAAAUGAAAGACAAAAUUGAAGCUGAAAAAGAUAGUGUUAAAAUUUGUUUGGAAUGUGAAGCAUUAACAGAACAGGUAUUUACUUUUAAGACUAGCAAUCUCACAGGACAUAUAUUAAAUUUUAUAUUACUACUAGAUGACCUG